AUGGCAAUAAGUAAAGCAAUAAAAUACGUUAAAGAACAUUGCAGACAUAAUAUAACUAUAAAAUCUGACAGCCUCUCCACACUCUACGCAAUUAAAGAUCCGAAAACUACCUCAUCUAUUAUUGCAGCAAUUCAGAAAGAUUUGCAACUUAAUGUUUCAUUCAAAAUAACUCUAGAAUGGAUAAAAGGUCAUUCCAGAAUAUACGGUAAUGAAAUAGUGAACCAACUAGCUAAAGAGGCUGCUAUAGGCCAAGAUGCAGAAUUUAUAGGUAUCCCAUGGCCAACUUCUCAUCUAAAAAAGCAUCUUAUAUCAGUUGCCAUAUCAAACUGGCAAGACGAAUGGAAUAACAGUGAAACGGGUAAAAGAACACAUCAACACUUUGCCAGGGUAAACCCACAACGGCUAAUUGCAAACCCACAAUUAGUGCGCUUUGUUUCAGGUCACGGACCUUUGCCCAAAUAUUUCGAAAGGUUUGGUAUUUCAAACACGAGUACCUGUAUUUCUGGCCAGCUGGGAACACCUGAACAUUACGUUACUAACUGCCUACUCACUAAAGAUUUUCAUAUUAAAAUGCCAACAACAAAUAUUCAAGCUUUUGGUAAAUUCUUAGUGAAACAAAAAUGCACAGUGAAAAAAUCACAAAAGCAAUGGACAUCCUAA
Molecule: messenger RNA, 660 nt
Organism: Stegodyphus dumicola
Lineage: Eukaryota; Metazoa; Arthropoda; Arachnida; Araneae; Eresidae
Source: RefSeq, a predicted model, not a curated record